GCAGCUCUCGCCUAUGAGCAAGGCCAUCAGUAUGUGUUGCCGAUAUGGGGUGGUGAGCAUGCCAGACUUUCUCCAUGUUUACGUCUCGCUGCGAUGGUUCCGGAACCCUCAUCUGAAGCUCCAGCGAAGAGCUUCACCGAUAUACAAACUCGAAACGGGUCGAUCUACACGCAUCCUGGCCUCCUUAGCCUGCCUCCAAGUUCCGGUACUAGCUCUUCAUCUGGAAAAAGACAUCGUUUUUCGAUUAUUGUUCCUGAAUCCGUCACAGACCAGAUCAUUCUCAAGUGCAAAGCGAUUGCCUCUGGAACCAGCGUAACUCAUGUUUUCAUAGCGGCUUUGGCAAUGGCGCUAUCCGAAUUGCAACCACCGAAAGAGGAGUCGUAUGCGGUUCGCUAUGUAAACCAUAGUAUGAUCAAUUUACGCCCUUACUGCCGCGCCCCAUACAAUACCCGUGAGCAUGCGGCCGCCCCCUACCACACUGUCUCAGCACAGGCAUUGGGCAUAGACUUGGUUGUACCGGGACCCCCAAUCGACGGAAAGGAUGACGGUCAGAUAAAUGAAUUGUCGCAAGUUGCGACCCAGGUCCGAGACUAUUUCAGGACAGUCCGGCCAACAUCUUCUCAAGAUGAACAGAUCGCCGUGUCUCCUUUGAUGUUUAAAAGUCUCACAACACCGCCCGGUUCGGACCCCCAUAUAGUGUCAGACCCCCCUUUCUGCCCCGCUGUCAUUUCUUCGCUCGGAAACAUAGGCUCGAUAGUGUCAGCGUCUCAUGGGCCUUUUGAGCUUACGAAUGUCUGGGCCGCUAGCGAACCUAUCGGAGCCGGAGUGGCGAUCUUUCUUGGCACUUGGAAUGGAAGGAUCGAGCUUUCCGGAGUAUUCGACACAAGAUAUCAUGAUUCAGGAUAUAUUAGGAAGUUCCUAGAGCGUAUGUUGGAUUCUGUUUCUGGGGGUCUGGAUGUUGAUAACUGUACUGCCCCUAUUCGCGUCACCCCUAAUGAGGAAAAGUAGAAAGCGUACAUACAAAGGGAUCAACUUAUCGUAGCCGUCGUGAAGAAAAAUGUAAAAUAACAC
Molecule: messenger RNA, 1071 nt
Organism: Annulohypoxylon maeteangense
Lineage: Eukaryota; Fungi; Ascomycota; Sordariomycetes; Xylariales; Hypoxylaceae
Exons: 1
Coding region: 94-1008 (304 amino acids)
Source: RefSeq, a predicted model, not a curated record